Messenger RNA from Kogia breviceps (pygmy sperm whale), 2934 nucleotides. It is a transcript of the gene SUSD4, whose product is annotated as sushi domain containing 4. Lineage: Eukaryota; Metazoa; Chordata; Mammalia; Artiodactyla; Physeteridae. Gene Ontology annotation, biological process: negative regulation of complement activation, classical pathway; negative regulation of complement activation, alternative pathway. The record is from RefSeq and is a predicted model, not a curated record.
GCGCAGCGGCGGCAGCAGAGGUCGCGCACAGAUGCGGGUUAGACUGGCGGGGGGAGGAGGCGGAGGAGGGAAGGAAGCUGCAUGCAUGAGACCCACAGACUCUUGCAAGCCGGAUGCCCUCUGUGGAUGAAAGAUGUAUCAUGGAAUGAACCCGAGCAAUGGAGAUGGAUUUCUAGAGCAGCAGCAGCCUCAGUGCCCCCAGAGACUCUUGGCUGUGAUCCUGUGGUUUCAGCUGGCGCUGUGCUUCGGCCCUGCACAGCUCACGGGCGGGUUCGAUGACCUUCAGGUGUGUGCUGACCCAGGCAUCCCUGAGAAUGGCUUCAGGACGCCCAGCGGAGGGGUUUUCUUUGAAAGCUCUGUCACCCGAUUUCACUGCCAAGAUGGAUUCAAGCUGAAGGGCUCUACAAAGAGACUGUGUAUGAAACAUCUGAACGGAACCCUAGGCUGGAUCCCAAGUGAUAAAGCCGUCUGUGUGCAGGAAGAUUGCCGCAUCCCACAAAUUGAAGAUGCUGAGAUUCAUAACAAGACGUACAGACAUGGAGAUAAAUUAAUCAUCACUUGUCAUGAAGGAUUCAAGAUCCGGUACCCUGACCUGUACAGCAUGGCUGCAUUAUGUCGUGCUGACGGAACGUGGGACCAUCUGCCCAUCUGUCAAGGCUGCCUGAGACCGCUUGCCUCUUCUAAUGGCUACGUGAACAUCUCCGAGUUCCAGACCUCCUUCCCAGUGGGGACUGUGAUCUCCUAUCACUGCUUUCCUGGAUUCAAACUCGAGGGGUCGGAGUAUCUUGAGUGCUUACACAACCUUAUCUGGUCGUCCAGCCCACCCCGGUGCCUUGCUCUGGAAGUCUGUCCGCUCCCUCCCACGGUGAGUCACGGCGAUUUCAUCUGCCACCCGCGGCCAUGUGAGCGCUACAACCACGGAACCGUGGUGGAGUUUUACUGCGACGCCGGCUACAGCCUCACCAGUGAUUACAAGUACAUCACCUGCCAGUACGGGGAGUGGUUUCCUUCCUAUCAAGUCUACUGCAUCAAGUCAGAGCAAACGCGGCCCAGCACCCAUGAGACCCUCCUGACCACGUGGAAGAUCGUGGCGCUCACGGCGACCAGCGUGCUGCUAGUGUUGCUGCUCGUCGUCCUGGCCAGGAUGUUCCAGACCAAGUUCAAGGCCCACUUUCCCCCCAGGGGGCCUCCCAGGAGUUCCAGCAGCGACCCCGACUUCGUGGUGGUAGACGGCGUGCCUGUCAUGCUCCCGUCCUAUGACGAGGCUGUGAGUGGCGGCCUGAGUGCCUUAGGCCCAGGGUACCUGUCCUCCGUGGGCCAGGGCUGCCCCUUACCCGUGGACGACCAGAGCCCCCCAGCAUACCCCGGCUCAGGGGACACGGACACAGGCCCGGGGGAGUCAGGAACCCGUGACAGCGUCUCAGGCUCUUCGGAGCUGCUCCAGAGUUUGCAUUCACCUCCCACGUGUCCAGGGGGCACCCGCCCCGCUUCCGACAACCCUGACACAGCUCCCAGCACGGCGGGGGAGGUGGCAUCCACCAGCCCAGGCAUUGACAUUGCAGAUGAGAUCCCUCUAAUGGAAGAAGACCCGUAACUGGGAAAAGUCCAGACGAUUCUGCUGCCCCUUUGGGAAUGGGCACCUUGUACUUUGGAGUGAGGCCUCUGGAGGACAGAGCUUGGGGGGAUGGAGGAAGUUUUCUAAUUUAUCAACAUGGGGACAGUGACUCACAUCGUACAUCUCGGACUCAACAGUGAGGCUGACACGAAGGGCAAUGGCAGUGCCUUUAAAAGAAACUUGAGGAUUUGCCAAGACCAAUGAGGAGCACAAAGGAUGGGGGGAGAGCCUGUGUGGUCCUGGAUGAAGGUGAUAAGUGCAUCUUGUGCUGCGGAACAUGGGACAGACAGUUCCACGCAUAUCCCACCAAAUCCCACAUCCCGCUGACUUAUGUUAUAUGGGUACUACCCGCCGCCUCUGAAAGCAUGUCACAUUAUGUAAAUCGCUUCUAAAAUCUGCUUCAAACUGUCUCUGGACGCCAGGUUAGGAUGGAUCCGUCUCUGCAGGAAGUCUGUGUUGAGCUGCUGGAAGAGCAGCAGAGCGCCCCCUGCAGGCUCCCCCGGGAAGAUUCUGGUGUGUCCUGUAGACACACCAGAUGUGUGAGAGGCGGUUCCACUGAGAAAGGAAAGGAAAGACUCCGACAGACUCGGCUUUCUGGAAACUUCUUCAAAAAGUAGAGCUCCUGUCCUCCGUGCUGUCCUUUGGUGAAAUAUCAUCAGUAUUUGUAUUCAUGGUCUAGCACACGGAUCCAUGGCAUUGGCUAAACCUUGUGACUUUACACAUGGUCAGAGUGUGUUCAGAUAGCAUCUCAUGGUGGAGAAGUAACCAAGGUAAUGUUUUGUUUUGGCAUUUUUAAAAGAUCCCACCUGACAAUUUAUCUGAGUCGUGAGCCCAUCUCCAGUUAACUAUUGGGGUUGUUGCCCCUGCUGCCAAACUCAGACAGAUUUAAUUUUCCAAAACAGAAAUUGUAUCUGAAAACAUACUCCUCCUCCUCCAAAUAAAAUAUGAGGUUGGAUUUUUCGUCGCCCCUUUUAUUUUUGUCCUGCUAAGUCCGCAGGCUCCGAAGACAGACAACCCUCCGCUCCUGCUUCCCAGGCCUCCGGCUGUCUCACCCACCUGUCCAUCCAGCACUCACACCGCGCUCUCCCGGGUCCCACUGGGUGUCGUUCCUAAGAAAAUGAUUGAUAAAAACAUUUCCCGAGUCUUGAAGUGUCUCUUCGAAUACAUGUUGAUCUAUGGAGCUGAUUCCGUUUCUCCUCUGGGUUUUAGACAAAUACAGUCAAAACUCUGAUCCAUAAAAUUGCUAUGCUGAUAGAGCGGUGAGAGCUGGAAGCUUGAUCAAAUCCUGUUUUUUUCUCGACACAGACUGAUUAAAAAUU